This is a messenger RNA of Trichoderma atroviride IMI 206040, 4368 nucleotides long. The record is from RefSeq and is a predicted model, not a curated record. Lineage: Eukaryota; Fungi; Ascomycota; Sordariomycetes; Hypocreales; Hypocreaceae.
GAAGAGGGCGUCAUAGAGCCUCCGAUAAUGCCAAAGCCCCGUUCUCAGGCUCUUCAAUCCGGCAACACGCCCGCGGGCCUCUUGUCAGCUAAUCCAACGUUGGAACAAGCCCACCGUCCAGCCCUCUCCUCGCCUCUGCAAACCACUACGCCGUCCUCACAGGACCACGAUUUCAAGGCCGAAUCCAACAUCAAGACAACAGCGCAGAGCUUGCUAUACGAAAAGCUCAUUACGGCCGUUUCCCUAACGAUAUCGACUGCUUUUUGUCGUCGAACUGGGGCGAUCCCUCUCAACUACAGGACGAUUUUAAUAUCCCCGACUACGUAUAGCGCACAGCCACACGGAGUUGCCAUCGGCAGACCCCAGAUACUGGGCACAUUUAGAGUAUACUUGACAACUACCGGAGCACUGGUAAUCGGUAUUUCUCUCACCAAAUGCAAAGGGAUUCUGUCACUAGAUGAUACCGCCGCCUCCAGCCUGGCUCCUGCUGGCUACUCCGUCCUCGCGGCUCCUUUUGGCAUCAUGACUGCUACCCAGAAUUUCGUUCCUGGCGACGGUGGCCUAUCAAGCCUUGCUCAGACACCGAUGACGCAUUUUUUUAGCUUCCGUAACGGACUAGACGGGCAGGAGUCUCUGUGGAAGCAAGCUUGCCAACGAUUCUUAGACUUCAGGGGAAUAGCUGCAUCGACGCUGGGGGGAUGUCUCUGGGUAAAUCUCCUGGUGCCCAAAUCAAAGAGUGCGGAUUCCAAGGGCGACUACCGAUCUUCUGGCGCAACUUCCUCAUUUACCCUACCGUGGCCAAGGCGUCUCUGUUUCCGCAAGAAGAAUGUAGACGCAUCCUCUGCUAGUCGCGUAGUAGAUACUAUGCUGAGCGGCCAUGAAGAAAGCCACGAUCCUCUUGGUAACGCAAAAGGCUGGCACAACUCUAUUGCAGAAAGAGAAGAGAAGAUCAAACGAGCAGCGGAGCGCGCGGCGGCUAUACCCAAAGAUUCGCAGCCGCAACCCGCAGAUUCAAAGACACCUAAGCCGAGCGGCCUGUCUCCUGUGGCCUUCCAGCGCCCCAACACGGCAACAGCUGGUAUCAUGUAUCCAACUCCACCAGACGGAGUCCAACAACCUAGCGGCGUUACUCCGUCAAUGGAUGGCACUUUUUCCAGUCCGGGCAAUCCAUUAUCAGCACCAAUCAUGCCAGAAGCAGAUAUUACAAUGCAAAAUGAGCCGGUCGGGGGGGUUGGCCUCGACCAGUCUCCUAAUGUCGCUGAACCCAAAAGACGGCGGAGUGAUAAUCUUCUUGGCGACACUGACAACGUGCUUGGAGGAGAUGUAGGGGGAGAUAUAUUUGAUGACAACGAUAUUACCGAAGCUGACUUCAAUUUCUUUGACGAGAAACCUGGUGACCUCGACCUCGAUAUUGCUAUGGGCGAUCUGCCUAGCUCGGAAAUGGCCGCUCCAACUUCCGCACCUGCUUCUGCUCUACCAGCAGUGAUCUCACUGCCGCCGCCGCCACCGCCGCCUCCUCCACCUCAGAAAGAAACGGCAGUAUUUGCCAAGCCGGAAUUAAAGCAUGCCAGAAGCCAGAAUGAAGAUGCGGCCCGUCGAAAUCGAGGAGAUGUACGAGUUACACCCGCAAAGCGCGAGUCUAGCCCAUUUGACCCUCAUGCUGUUUUUAAGCGGGUAAAGGCGUCCUUGAAAAAACCCAAAUAUGAUUCCUCCAUCUCAGCUCAGCCUCACUGGAGGAACGCAAAGGUGUUUGAGAGCCUAGAUUUCGAUCCAGCGAUACCAAUGAUUAGCAAAAAAUACGAAAAAGGAGGUUUCUUCGACUUGAGUGCUCUUACAAAGGUCGAGAGAAUGGAAAAGGCAAACGGUAAUGUCCCAUCUGUACCAGAGACUGACUAUCUCAAACGUCAUGGUAAACUUAACAGAAAACCAAGGGAUCGGUCGACUGCUCGCCAUACUAUAGGCAAGCAAUAUUUUGCAAUGGAGCCGCCAAUAUUGACAACCAGCCCCAUGAAGUUGGAUGGAUCAAUAUCAGACCGAGAAGACGGCAACAUGGAAUCAGACCAGGACGACUCUAGCUACACUUCUGACGAGCCUGGAUCUCCGCACAAGGCCAGCAUCAGGUUGAUGCAUGGAGAUGACGACAUCAUGUCUCAAAUUACCUCCUUGAGAGACUGUGACAUUGAAGAGCCCGAUCAUCAGCUGGCAAUGGAGUUACCAAGGCUAUCAAGGUCAGAUAUAUCAGGAGUGUCCCUCUCUCAACUAUUUCUGGAUCCAGAACCAUUAUUGUUAGACAUGGGCCUGAGCGACGAAGAUGUUAUUCAAAUUGCGCAAAUUGUGGCUGAUCAAGCUGCAACUGGUUCGCUAGACAUCUUCAAUGCAUCGGAUUUUGAGCCUGCAACUCUGUCAGCGAGUGAAAAGCGCUCAGAUCUAUCUAUACACGCUCGAGAUGCAUUUUACACACUUGAAGGCAUUAUUACGCAUUUUUUCGAAGAUGCAAUGCCCGUACGUCUCAAGGGUCUGCUGGACAUACAAGACUUGCCAAUUCUGAGUCAGUUUAUACCACGGCACGUAAAUGGCAGAGAAGGAAAUUCCGAGACUAUGCGCCCAAGCAAUUUAUAUCAAAUUCCCAGUCCUCAUUUGGAGGUACAAAGGGCAGACACAAAACUAUCUGUUCUACCAUCAGCGAUUUCAUUUUGGGAGAGUUUGGGCCUCUCACCUUGUUCUGGCAGCAAAAACAUUAACGCGAUUUGUGUCUUUCCUGGGUGGUCUGGAAUGGGAGACAACGUUAAAGCCUUUAUGGACCGCGUCAAGAGUAUAUAUGAGCUGCUAAAGCUGGGCACCUUUGAAGUCAUGCCUCUUGGCGAAGAUGUGGAAGCAGGCCUGCUGCCAUAUGAGGUUGAUAGAAUAACCACUUCACCAGAUGCCACUGUGACUAGGCACGGCUCAGCCAUGGUUGAAUGCAUGGAAGCAUUGCGUGGGGUAUUCAGCAACCUCGCCAUUACCGAGACGAAUUUUGUCAUAUAUUUUGUAUAUUCCCCCGAAAAUCCCGGGACCAUUAUUGAAUCUUGUACGGCAUUUCAGCGAUUUUACGAGUUGUACCAGAAGGUUCUGGCAAGCCGAAAAGAAGCUCCUCAGAAUGAGCUGGUUUUGCAGCUGGUGUCCACAGAUGUACUGUCCUCUCCAUCAGCCUUGGUCAUUACCCAGACUUCAGAUCUUGUCAGACUCUGCAUCGAAACAUAUGAUCGCUGCACCUUAUUUGGGGGCCCGAUGCCAGCCCCAGCAAUCAGACUCGAACAGUUGCUACCACGCAUCAUCGAUUUCAAGCUGACCACGACUCCCUCAGCUUCCCUAAUCCGCGAAAACUCAUGCAUUCACGUGGCAUAUUCCCAGAGUGUCGACGAGCGAUGGGUUACUGCGGCGUGGACGGACGACAGGGGGAACCAGCAAGCGACAGCUGCCUACUGCAUGGGAAGAAAAGGAAAGUCACCGUCUCGAAACAUGAACGAGAUCGCCAAUGAAAUAUGGGAGACUACGCUUGAACUGAUGUCUUCCUGGAGGGUUCUUUGGAGGGUCAUUAUCACUAAAUGCGGGCCGAUGCCGCAGCACGAGGUUGAUUUCUGGGUUGACCUGGCUCGCACUGAGAUUCAUGCCAAGGUCACAUUAGUUUUGCUUACUGUCGAUUCAAACCCGUCGCUUCAGCUUUUGCCGCCGGCAAUCAAGCUCCCUGCGCCCGUAGCUGCUCUCCAUACUCCAGUUUCUACGCCGCAGCCUUCUAUGCAGUCUCCGGAGCCUGUUGCUACUCCUGCAACGCCUGCAGCGAAUGCUGCAGCCGCUACACCUUCCAACGAUGGUACUGGCACAGCCGAGACCGAAUCGGAUGAAAUUUUGGUAGACGUUAGCGAUCAAACGUGGGGAGCUAUAACUGGCCACCGACUAAGCAACUCUUCCAGCAUCCUAGAGGUGCAGCUCUCUUUAAUGAGUGGAUAUUUGAUCAAACGGACAGGGCUCAGACUGGAAGAUCCCCCCGUCGUCAUGGAGGUCAAUCUAAUAUACACAGAGACAACUCCACGCGUGCAUGAACCUCUUUUACGAGAGAUGCUGGGAUACUUUAGGGGACUAGGCACGCUGGCAAGGGCGCGCGGAGUGGUGGAUAAGGAAGGGGAUGUACGACCCUGGCACGUUGCAGCGGCAGAAAAGGCUGUGCGUGCGCUGUAUCUUUUAAUGUGAGAUUUUUUUUUUUAUGUUUUCUCAUGAUGUUCGUUAAUACCUCUCUAUAUGACGACGAACGUUGGAAUAUGUCAUUUUGUUUUGGGGCGUUGAAACUUUUCUUUCCCCUUUUUCAUUGGCGUUGGAUACGGCAUAUGGCAG